AAAAGUCUCUCUCCUGGUUCUCUUGCCAUUUUUCAUCACUACGUGGGUACUAAGCCUUCUCCGUUUGAUUCCCAAGAAAAAAUUUACUCCGUCAACAAAUGGCGUUUCGAGGGAAAACUGACGACCAGAACGAGAAAAUCAUCCGCUUUCUCUUUAAGCUUCCGGCCAAUCGCCGCUGCAUUAAUUGCGAUAGCAUCGGACCUCAAUACGUGGUUACUGAUUUCUGGACCUUUGUUUGCUCAACGUGCGCCGGAGUACAUCGUGAGUUUUCGCAUCGAGUGAAAUCAGUGUCAUUGGCCACCUUUACGUCGGAAGAAGUUAUUGCUCUUCAGAAAGGAGGAAAUGAGCCUGCUAAGGAUGUUUUCUUCAAAGAUUGGAAGCCAGGACGUCAUUCAAUUCCCGACAACAGUAAUGUGGAAAGACUGAGGGGCUUUAUUAAACAAGUUUACGUGAACAGAAAAUAUACUGGUGAGAAAAGUGGGGAUAGGCCUUCAAAUGCAAAGAUGGUUGACACUGGCUAUUUUAACACACCAGAAAUGGAUACCUUUGAAAGCCACUACAUUGAGAGAUCUAGGUCUAUUGAGAGAAACCAGGAAAUAAUUUCAGUGUCUGAUUAUGGUGAAAGAAGAAUUACUAGAUAUGGUCAGGAAAGUAAAAGGCGUGAUAAUUACAAGAAAUUAUCUGCCCAUUUUGAGGUAGUGGAUGACAGAUUUUGUGAUCAUAGAUCUGAAAGUAGGAAGUUGGAGGACAAUUGCUUUCCUGAGAUGGUUGCAAAGCAAGAUGUAAGGCCUGCAAACCAUAAAAGGGAAUGGGAUUCAUCCAGGCCCCGUGUAACACGUUCUCUUCUUGAGAUGCUGAAUAAAAUCCCUACUCUAAGAGUAACCAAACCUCCUAAAGGAGUUGGUGAUAUGGCUUCAGACAGUUCCACUCAGAUACAGACUUUUAGAGCUAUUACUCGUAUCAUGCUUCCAGCAGAUGUUAACACACCUACAUUAUCUGGCAAUGAUGUUGUUUCUACUUCUGCAACAUCAAGCAAUCUAUCAACCUCAACCCUUAGUGGCAGAUCUUCUGCUCCAGAGGCUGAUCCAUCAGGUGCACCGUCACCAUCACAUAGGGCUGACAAUUUCCUCAGCAAGGUUAAUCAUUUGGAACCAGGGCAAGCCGUUCAGCAGCCUAAACAUUCCACAACCACUGAUACAACUACUCGGUCCACUGCCCAAGUAGUUUCAGGUAGUCCAAUUGCACGUUCAUCUCAGACUGUUUCUACACAGAUUGAUAAGACCAGUUCCGCAGCUGAAUUGCAAUCUCCUCUCCCAGGAAAAAGGUCUAGCACAAGAGAACUUCCAGAGUACCUCUUUACAGCCCCUUAUUCACCAGUUCCUGCACCAUUCCCGGGGUGGCAACCAAGUCAAGCCCAUGUCAUGGGUUCUAGCUUACAAUACCCUUCUUCGAUGCAGGUGCAAGCUUUUAGCCAACCAGUGACAUCAAGAAACCCAUUUGAUCUUAACAGUCAAAUACACAUGGUUCAAUCCCCAGGGAUUUUUUCUAUGGCUUCUUUGCAAGGAGCACCAGCGAAUGCAAUGUCACCCAGUGGUUUGUUGCAGCCUUCCAUUUCCCCGCAAGGGGUGCUGCCACAAUCAUUACCUUACGUUGCAGUGCCUUCCCAUCCCAUAUACAAGUCGGAAAUGUCUCCUAGUGCUUGUACAGGUCAACAAUUACCCAAUCAGUUGCCACAUGCCAGAUAUCCAGGAGUUGGGGCAUUUGACAAUAACGGAAUUGUUUUCAGCACCUUAGAUGCCAGUCAGCAGCUGAAUGGUGGUGGAUUCUCUGCUCCUACUACAUUUCAAAGGCCUUUUCCUUCCGUUGGAGGAAAUCCCUUUGCAUAAACUUGUGAAAUAAUCCCAGUGCUCUUACGAUCUUCUGCCCUGAUUAGAGUGAAGGAAAAAACUAACCAAAGAAUGCAAGAUGUAUCAUGUGUAUAUAUCAUCAACUAACCAAGGAACAUGAGACAUAUGUAUCUAUGCCUAAGAGAGAACAAAAAGUCGGUUUAUGAAAAAGCAAUGUACAGUUAGAAGGAUAUGAGCAAAUGAGGCAAUAUUUAGUUUACCACUGAUGUCAAGUUGUAGGCUUCCCUCUUCCUCAGAAAUUUAUGUUGAUGAUUGUAAAUAUAAAUUGAAACCUAUU
This is a messenger RNA of Rubroshorea leprosula, 2184 nucleotides long. NCBI's taxonomy places the organism in Eukaryota, Viridiplantae, Streptophyta, Magnoliopsida, Malvales, Dipterocarpaceae. The record is from the annotation of a GenBank genome assembly.